This is a messenger RNA of Nilaparvata lugens (brown planthopper), 3503 nucleotides long. RefSeq names its product aminopeptidase N. Lineage: Eukaryota; Metazoa; Arthropoda; Insecta; Hemiptera; Delphacidae. Bases 351 to 3215 code for a protein of 954 amino acids. The transcript has 16 exons. Gene Ontology annotation, cellular component: cytoplasm. Gene Ontology annotation, biological process: proteolysis; peptide catabolic process. Gene Ontology annotation, molecular function: zinc ion binding; peptide binding; metalloaminopeptidase activity. The record is from RefSeq and is a predicted model, not a curated record.
UAACAGAACUUGUUGAAAGGGAAGCUUCAUCAACACGAUAUGUGCGACAUUUUUCUAAUUAAAGUUGAAGCGAUAUUAUUCAACAGGAAAAUAGCCGUGAAUAGGUUGACUCUCUCAUUCUCUCUCUCUCAAUUGUCUUAUCAGAGACCAGCAGGUAAGGCGACCGUGUUUGCCAAUUGAAAAUGUUAUAAAACUACAAAGAACAAUGCGCUCAGAUCUGUUCUUGACUUAGGUAGUGUAAGAGAGAGUCUUGGCAUAGAACGUGGAGCAUUCAGCUAUUCAGUGUCUCAGUUAAAUACAUCGUUUAACUAGCUUCAAGUUAACUACUGUGUCCCAUAGUGAAUGUCAACAUGAGGAUUUUUUGGAACUCUGUUUUUGGUUUUGUGUUUCUGAUAUACAACAUAAAUGCUGCCAAUAUACAACUGAACCAAAAAGUCAAGCCGAAAUUUUAUUGGAUUGGAAUUGACGCGUUGGAUUUUGAUGUUGCUGAGUUUAAAGGUAUAAUUUUUAUUUUUAUCUUUACAUCUUCAUAUUUCAAAACAGUUACACUACAUGCCAAGAAUUUGACAAUACAAGAAGUGACAUUAUCAAACACAGAUGGGGUGAAAACAAAAGCUGAAGCAAAAUUGGAUGAGGAAAAUCAGUUACUGACCAUACAGUUUAAUAAACUUUUUCUCUCAGGAAAAUAUAAUCUUUCCAUAUCAUACAAAGGAGUAAUUCACGAUGACAUGUCUGGCUUCUAUAGGAGUUACUAUUAUGUUGGUGAUGAUAAGAGAUGGCUCGGAGCUACUCAAUUCGAAGCAACUAAUGCAAGAAAAGCCUUUCCUUGUUUCGAUGAACCGAAAUAUCGGACUGGGUUUAAUCUGUCAAUCAAGGUUGAUGGAUCAUACAGAGUUAUAUCAAAUACAAAACUGAAGUCUGCUGAAUCUUAUGCGGGUUAUACGACGUACAACUUUGCAUCUUAUCCAAAAAUGCCUAGUUAUUUGCUGGGAUGGAUAAUCUAUGAUCCUAAAACGUUCACAUCCCGAGCCAUGUCAAAAGAUGGAAUCGAAUACAAAGUAUGGGCUCAGAAAGAAUACUACAAUCAAACAGCAUUUGCUUUGAAUGUAGCACCAGUGCUUCUCAACUCACUAGUCAAAUAUACUGGACUGGAUUACAAAAUUGAAGGGGAAAUGGAGAAAAUGGACCAAAUUGCAGUGCCUGAUUUCGAUGCUGGAGCCAUGGAGAACUGGGGACUUGUAACUUAUCGGGAAAGUGGACUUUUAUAUGAUGAGAAGCUGACAUCAACCGAGACAAAAAGAAACAUAUUGAUGGUAAUAGCGCAUGAGUUCACCCAUCAGUGGUUCGGGAAUCUCAAUACUUUGGAAUGGUGGAGCUAUAUAUGGUUGAAUGAGGCAUUUGCACGAUUCUUCCAGUAUUUCAUUCCUGCAAAGGAGUAUCCCGAAUGGAAACUGGAUGAACAAUUUGUUGUGAAUGCUCUCCAAGUUGCUCUGGACUUCGACUCAAAACCAGUUCACCCUAUGACCAGCGAGAUCACACAUCACAAGAAUAUCUCAGCUAUGUUUGAUACGAUAAGUUAUAGCAAAGGAGCUUCAGUUGUAAGAAUGAUGGAGCAUACUCUUACACCCGAGAAGUUCCAAAAAGGCUUGCACACCUACUUAUCAGCCAAAAAACGAUCAACCCAAGUAUCGAUUCCUGACGAUUUAUUCAAUCUGGUAUCAUCUGUUAUGAGUGACGAAGAUAAUAAAAACUUCAACUUCAAGAAUGUUUUUAAAACAUGGACUGAAAAAUCCGGCUUCCCUUUGAUAACGGUCACAAGAGAUUACAAUAAGAAAUCAGCCUUUGUUGAACAGAAACGAUUCCUCUAUAAGCAUAAAAAGAAUGAUACCACUACCUGGUAUGUACCCCUCACUUACACAUCACAAGCAGAGUCUAACUUCAACGAUGUAUCUAUCAAGCAAUGGAUGACUCCAAAUGAUACAAGUAUAACUAUUGACAAUAUAGCUGGAGAUGGAUGGGUUAUAUUCAACGUACAACAUAAAGGUUUCUAUAGAGUCAACUACGAUGAAGAAAACUGGAUGAAAAUUGUCGAACAACUGAAGAAUGAUCACUCAAAAAUCGGGGCAGUGAACAGAGCUCAGUUGAUCGACGAUGCUUACAGCUUGGCGCGGGCUGGAGAAAUCAACCACACGGUCGCAUUUGAAAUCACAAGUUAUUUGCGUAAAGAAACCGAUUAUGUGCCAUGGGUUGCCGCCAUUCGCCAUUUCAAACACAUGCUCAAUCAUUUUCAUGAGUCUCCCGAUUAUGAAAAAUUGACGAAAUACUUCUUGGAACUUGUCAGCCCAAUUGUGAGCCAUGUCACAUUCAAGGAAUCAAAUACUGAAUCAGUUGUAACAAAAUUGACAAGAAUCACUGUACUAUCCUUCGCUUCUAAAGUUGGACAUCAGGAGGCUGAAUCGAAUGCCGCAAAAAUAGCAAAAGACUUGGCUUCAACAAUGAAUACACAGUUCUCUGCUGAUGUCCAGAAGGCUCUCCUUUGUCAAGGCAUCAAAUCGACUAAUAUAUCCAUUUGGAGAAAACUAUUUAAACAACUUGAAGAUCUGGAAUCUCCAACGCAGAUCAACGACUUUAUAAGGGCUCUAGCUUGCACUCAUGAUCCUGAAGCAAUUACUGAAUAUCUCAAUAAAACGAUUGACAAAGACUCUGUUAUAAGAAUGCAAGACGACCGUACAGUUUUCUCUGGUCUAGCAUCAUCACCGAUUGGAGCAAAAACAGUCAUCAAAUUUGUACGCAACAACUAUGAACAGCUGAUACAAUUCAAUAAUGGGAAAGACGAAAUAUUGAGCGAUCUAGUGAGAUAUGCAAGUGGCUACAUUUAUAACAGAGAUGAUCUGGAAGAGAUCGAAGGCUUUCUCGAAAAUAUGACUUCGAUCCUGACAGAGGGCACAAUCAAGUCAAUUAACUCAUCAAUCUCGAAAAUCGAAGAAAAUUUCGAAUGGAGGUCAAAAAAUUGGGAUGACAUCGUUAACUGGCUGCGCGAGGAGGAAACACACACUGAAGCCCCAACUCCAAGCACUACCUCCACAAUCACAACUUCAAAACCAGCCAACACCACAUCUAAACCAAGCUCUGCCAAUACUAUGAGCUCCAGUUUUGCUACUUUUCUUAUUGCUGGUGCUGUAUUCUUCACUAUAACUUUCAAGAACCAUCUAUAACCUCAAAUAUUUGUAGAAACUUCAUAAAUAAAUCCUUGCCUUAAUUCUUCUUGUUAGACAUCCGUUAUAGUACAAUGAAUUCAGAGUUGUAAAUAUAAAAGUAUAUUUUUUGGAUGUACAUUUUCAACUAAGACAUUAGUAAAAUUAUACCUUAACAAACGAUUUCUUGCCUUCGAGUUAAAAGAGUCCUGUUUGAUGAAUUGGAGAAAGCUGUAAUAUGAAAUAUAAAGUGGUGUAUUUUUUGAAUUUACAAGACUCAUUAUAUUCUGAAAUGAUGUUCUACAGUCA